AUGAUGUCCAAGCAAAUUCUGCGCGCAUGCAAGUUACAGGGUCUAUCUCUCCACGCUGAGGCCUUGCAAAGUCUCACCAAAGAGCUUGUAAAUGAGCCAUCACUUCAACUGGAAGAUGUUUUAUACGCUAUUAAGAACAAUAUCGAUCGUAGCAAAAUGAAAACGUCUGUGGUGACGAUGGAGGCGCUGGAGAGUGCCUUGGACACUCUAUUGGCCGUAUCUGCAGAGAACGACUUUGAAAAGAUUCAAGUAUUUGGUGCCUUUAACAUGCCAACUCUACAUUUCAACCCGUACAAUAAGUCAUACGAAUUGAAAGCAAACGUCCAUCGUCGCCUCCACGCUGGACCCGAGUCAAGGAUUCAGCUGCUGCGAAACAGAUUCAUGUCGGUGGAUCUCCGUGUCAAGCGAAACCGUUUGUUUGCACCCCCAUCGGCUGCGGUGGCCAGCACCGCCGAGUACAUAGAGUUGUCGCGGAUUGAGUCUCUACUAGGUGUGACUGGAGUGCGACGUGUGAUUGGUUUGCUAGGGCAGGACGAGCGCAAGAGAUUGUACCUAGAGGAUUUUACAUCGCGAAUCAUCGUUGAUUUUACAAACGCACUAUACACAGACGGUCUUUUUACGGUAAACUGUGUGGUGCUGGUGGAAGGUGAAGUGAUCGAUGAUGUACUUCAUGUCCAGUCAAUGGGGUUCCCACCUCCAGAGACAAAGGAGGCUUCGUUGGAUGUUCUCGGUGGUAUUGAUCCACUAGGUGUGGAGGUGUCUGCACAGCAACGCGAACAGAUUCAGUCAGCUGAAACUAAUGAUCAUCACGCCGCAUUCAUUGUGCUUUCUGACGUUCAUCUGGACGACCCAAACGUCAUGAGCAAAUUGGACGAGCUUUUUCAAGGCCUCGAAAGUGUGCAGCCAACUCUUUUCAUCCUUAUGGGCAAUUUUAUGUCAGCGUCUAUUGGUGGAGGUACGGGGUCCAACUCGCUGCAGGACUUACGGGAGUACAUGGAGGAGCUUGGAAAUCUUAUUUUAAAGUACCCAGGCAUCGCCGAUAAUUCCCGUUUUGUGUUGGUGCCUGGACCUAAUGAUCCAGGUUCGUCGCGCGCCUUCCCACGCCACACUCUUCCUGACCUUUGCACCCACGAACUUAUCCGUAAGGUACCACAUGUCACGUGUAGCACCAACCCGUGCAGGAUUCGCUACUAUACACGGGACAUUGUGAUCUUCCGUGAUAACCUCCAACAAAAAAUGCAACAACAUGCUGUUCUUCCGCCAAUGCCAAGUGAGCAAGAAAAGGAAGGAGCUGCUGUUGACGAAGACAGUGAGGCUACUCUAUCAGUCUCACAGACGGAUAUCUCUAAGCACUUAGCAAAAACACUCAUUGACCAAGCGCACUUGUGUCCACUGCCGUUGAUAGUAAACCCGAUAAAUUGGGACUUCGACUCAUCGCUGCAGCUUUUUCCUGUCCCGGACGUAUUAAUUCUCGGUGAUUCAACCGAGCAGUAUCAAUUGGGCUAUUCAUCUGUAGGUGUUUUCCACCCAGGUCCAUUUCAUGUCGACUUUUCGUUCGUCUUCUAUCGUCCGAGCACUAAUACUACCGAAUUCAGUCGUGUCGAAUAA
Messenger RNA from Peronospora belbahrii, 1608 nucleotides. The record is from the annotation of a GenBank genome assembly. Lineage: Eukaryota; Oomycota; Peronosporomycetes; Peronosporales; Peronosporaceae.